AUGUUUAAAUUUGUGAUUGGACAUAUUAUCGAAACGCCCGUAGAGCACUUCAGCAUUCAGAAUGUAAAGCCUUAUACAUACACUACUAGUAUUACAAAGAAUUUAAUUGAAUCUAAAAAGUUGCCUGAAGAAAUGGUAGAAACUAGGCAAAGCAGUCGCACAGAAUAUUUUCAAACAACUAAAGACACUCCCUCAUUUACAGAAAUGAGUGAAAGUAGUCAGGAGAAGUUGCCGGAUUUGGCUCGACCUGUCAGCGUGGAAAGCAAAAGUGCAAACGUAUCAUCAGAAAUCGCAGGCGCAACAACGAUAAUUACAAACAGAUCUCGGGAGACUGAUUCGGCGUUGAGUGAUAGGAAGUAUUUGGAACAGAUAAUGGGUUGUGGUGGUGUGAAGAGAAAAAUCAAGGAGCUGGAAACUCAGGGAGUAGGAAAUGUCGCUGCUUCAGCUACUACAAAUAAGGUUGGCAGCUCAGAGCCAGAUGCAGGCGCUUCCGUUAAGGAUGCCAUCCAUGCCAUGGAAGAGAAAAUCGGCAGCACAACAGUGGAGGCAAUUCCGUUUGCUGUGAGAAAACGUGAUUCCCUGCGAACCGAUUGCGAUCUACCUGCAUUGGAAAAAUCAAUCCUCAGUGAGAUGGAUGUGCAGUUGACUCAACUGACGAGCGUGGAGCCGCCGGUUGUGGUUGUGAAACAGUCGCCUAUCAAAGCAAUGGAGAAACAAUUUGAGCAUUUACAAAGCAUUGAUGAAGCUGUUUGCGAAAAGAUAUGCCAAAAGAAAAAGGCAUUCGAAGUUGCUGAGGAACAUAUGACAACAGUCAGUUCACAUGAGGACGGUGGCAAAGACGAUGCGAAAGACCAUGCGCAUAUCGACAUGGAAUCAAUGCCUAAGGUCAAGGAGGUGGUAGAGUCCUUUGAGAAGAAGAAGCCAAGUUCUCUUAACCUGGAGGCAACACCGUUUAGUCCAAGGAAAAGAGAAAAACGGAACAGUGGGGAUGUGGAUUUGGCAGCUGUGGAGAGAACUAUUUUAACUGAAGCUGACAUUAUCUUAAACAGCCUAGCCCUUAAAGAUCCCAAGGAGACGGCGCACAAAGCACCGACUCUCCAAAGUCCCCUUGAAAGUAAUGUGACUCCCGUAGAAGAAGCUUGCGAAGUUAUUUGUUCCAAACGUAGAAUAAGCGAAUUAGCAAAACUUUUUGAAAGACAAAAUCAAACUCAGGAACAUGAUGCUAGUGAUGCUAGGUCUGAUAGAAAACAUAGUGAUAGCAAAGAAACCGUAACAGAGAAGACUGCUCAUGAGAGUCAAUUAAAGGAGACUUUAACUUCCACAAUUAGUAUUAGUAAGCUUUUAGAUAAUAGGAACAGAGCAACACAACACACCUCAUUAAGUUUACACGAUCCCGAAGGGUUCCAUAGCAAAACACAUUUUACAGUUAGCAAGGACACUUGGGAUAACAAGGCUAGCUUAUCUGAGAGUGACCAACAAGAAUAUCUUGAAAUUUGCGAAAUAACAACCGACGGAUUUGCUAAUGUCACAAACUUAGCGGAGACAGACAGAACAACUAGCAAGAAAAUUGCAUUGAUAGACCGUUCCACUUUAAGUAAAACAGCCGUUGAAAAAUUUUCCUAUGUAGAACAGCAGCCCCACGAGACACGUCUUUCAGAAGAUAUGAAAGACAGGACCUCGUCAUCAAUCUAUGAAGAUGUCGUUAUAGUUCAAACCCACUCUUCUAAAGUUCGCGACAAGAGGGGAAUAAGCUCACAGAAAGCUACAUCAGAAACACCUAGACAGCCUACUGACAGGGAUGCGUCCGUUGCAAUCGAUAUAAAAUUGUGCCCUCUGUCAGACGAAAUGAAACCAACAGAUUUGGACAAAUCCAAAUUUGAAAGUCAUACUGCAAUUGACCCUAAAAGCACAUCUGCAAUUCCUGGGAACUUUCCCAAUAGUGGGGAAUUUUCAGACGAAAUAGGUACAAUUCCACCUAAAUUCGACAUAUCCCGACAGUCUGUCGAUAGAAAUUUUUCCGGGCUGAGUACCACCAAAACUAAAAUUAUCACUACAAUUGACCAAAAGUCGGCUUCAACAAUCUGCGAAAGUGACAUCGACUUAAGAGAUUGCAGCGAGGUACUCACCUACCAUUCAAAUGUCCCAUGUAAGGAAGAGAAAGCUCCUAUCGAGCAUUUUUCAGCAAUGUCCCGUCAGAUUUCUGGCAUGGUUACUUCUGAACAAGACGUGACCAGAGAAAAAAUUUUUACGACAAUUGACAGGAAAGUGACUAAUCGAUCAAAUAUUGUGCACCAUCAGUUUACAGAUGUUCGGAAGCACGUUGUUGACGUUCCUUCCGAGCAGCAUUCUGAUAGGACGAUCACCAGUGAUAAGCUCUUACAGGAAAUUGACGAAAAACCUUCAUCUCUGGCAGACGAUAAGAAACAAACGCAAGAGACAACUUCUGUUGCAACAAACAAAAAAUUACCAUCAGAGACUACUGCCCAUUCUGAAGACGCAAGUAGACACUUUACUGAUAUUCAAGACAAGACAGAAAGUCCACUACCAUUGCAUAUACAAUAUGCCAAAAGUGAUGUCCAUGCCUUGGAUAAACGGAUAGGCGUUCAAGAAGAAGAAGGAGAAAAAAUAACGAAUCUACAGUAUUUUGGCAAAGAUCUUUCCAAAUUGGAUGCCACCCCAGAAAAACUUACCCUCUUAAUUGAUCAAAAAUCUAUAUAUAAGCCAGACACUAGCAAAAUCACAAGUCCAACAGAGUACGCUUCAGAAGCUGGAAUGGAGAUUUCAUCCACUUUCCCUCCACUUUUAGAAAAAGAUAUCAUGAAACUUGACUCCAUCGAAGGCAAAGACUAUAAAUCAGUUGACCAAAAGUCCAUAUCUACGACUCAACAGGGUAUUGCACAUUCGAAAGACUUUACUGACUUUGCACAGCCUACGGAUGUAAAAGACAAGAAAACUCAAAUUGAAAUGGAAGCUCCCAAUAGAGAAAUGGAUCGUAUAACAAAAAAAAAACAAGAAGAAACCACACUUUCUAGCACCGAUAAUGUGACAAAACGGCAAGAAGACGAAAUAUUUCGACAAUAUUCCGAUGGAGAUUUUUCCGUAGGGAAUAAAUAUUUGAGGGAAGAUGCAAUUAAAGCCGAACCUUCUUCAGAAAUACAUGGGCAAUACUAUGGUCGAAGUGUUUUUGGAUUGGAGGGCGUAGCGGGACACAUUGAAAUGAAAUUUUACCCACAAACUACCCACAAAAGGGAAGAGAGUAAUGCCCCCCUUAGCAAUUUAGGAUUUUUUACAACGUAUGACACGAUAGAAGUAAAGUCAAUGGAACCACGUUCCGAAUCUUUGGGACAAAAUAGUGCAAGUGAGAUAGCUGGGCUCGUCCCCAUCAAAAAAGGUCAUACAACAUUCGAUACAAAGUCUGUAGUGGCGAAGAGUGAAAAAGAUGUCCUUCUUGAACCGGUGAAAGUUGUCAGGGAUAGAACAUUUGCGACAAUUGACGGAUUGUCGUAUUCCACAUCUACAAAAAACAUCAGUCAUCUUGAUGAUGGGAGAAAAGAGACAAAAGUUUUACACAAGGAAGAAAAAAGCUCUAUGUGCUUUGAUUUAGGCGAAAAUAAAGAAGCAAGGACGUUCGAAGGCACAAGUGCAGAUUCAGAUGAUCAUUACAAGAGAGAAACGAAUUUGAUCUCUUCAGAAAUACUUCGAAAGUAUUUUGAUGACACAGCUUUUGACAGCAAAACUGUUGAAGACAGAAGUUUUGCGUCUAAAGCAAUUAGUCAAAAAUCUGCAUUUGCUUCGGAAGCAGAAGAAAUAGUACAAACAAGUUUGAGAAAAGAACGCACCUUAAGUAAGUAUGAAGGAAGCACCCUUAAAUAUUCUGAGAUGGAAACGUUAUCUACGGAGUUGAAUAUUGGCUCUGAAACGCAUCAGGCUUUGCAAGACUUCAUUCGCAAAGAACCAUCCCAAAUAGUUUUACCUACAACUACCCACCAGGAUUCGGAAAAAGAAGACCCAUCCGAAAUAAGGCUGUUUGAGGGAAGUAAACAGGAUAGCAAUAUAUCUCUGAUAUCAACAACAACUUCAGAAAUGCAAAGAGAUGUGAAACCGAUUGCAGCAAAGCACGAGGAGAGCGUUUCUCGUGGAAUAACUUCGCGGGUCAAUGAAACCUUAGAUCGAUUGACAUCGAUAUCUAAUGAAACGAAAUCGUCUUUGCUUAUAGCCAAGCCUCAAUUUGAGGGGAAUUCUGAAGCAACCCCCGCUUAUAAAACUGAUAAAUAUUUGCCUUUAGAUGAAAAUAGUUCUCUCCAGGUUCAGACCUCUUCACCUAGACCGACUGAGAUUGUGGAUAUCAAGUGUUCUGAGAAGACAAAAACUUCAGUUAAAUUAAGAGAUGUCAAAUCACCAUUGGAGCUAUUUGAUGGUGAAGAUACUAAAGAUUCACCCAAAGACAGUGAACCUGAAGAAGUGCUGAAAAUUACUGACAAACCAAAAUCUUCGGUUAGUGUUAAACCUUCGGAACAGCCAAGUUCUUUCGCUGUUUUAACCGAACCUGAACAAUCAGAAAUCUCUAAAAGCGAAUCAGAUGAUGAUGGUGAUAAGGAAAUGUCCGAUUUAGGAAGCAAACUGUCCUUCCCCGACCCUUCUUUCCGUAAAUUGCCUGAAGUUUCUGAUAGGAAAUUUUCUGACAAACCAAAAACCACUGUCAAGAGCAUAACUGGACUAUCUCCUCUAAAAACACUUGAUUCUGAAGAGACCAAGCCUUUUAAUGAAGUGAAGCCUACUCAAGAAUCACCAAAAGUCGGUGACCCAGGAGAAGUGCUCAAAACUACUGACAUACCAAAAUCACCGGCUAGUGUUAAACCUACGGAACAGUCAUGUUCUCUCACUAUUUCUCCCACACCUAAAAAAUCAGAAAUCUCUGACGGCGAAUCAGAUGAUGAAAGUAGCAAGGAAAUGUCCGAUCCAAGAAGAAAACCGCCCGUCUCUGACCCCUAUUCCCAUAAACUACCUGAAGUUUCUGAAAGAAAAAUUUCUGACAAACCAAAAAUUCCUGUUGAGAAUAUUACUGGACUAUCUCCUCAAAAGACAUUUGAUUCCGAAGAGACCAAGCCUACUUACGAAGUGAAGCCUACUCAAGAAUCAACAAAAUUCGGUGAAAAUGGAGAAAUGUUCCAAACUACUCACAAACCAAAAUCUCCGGUUAGUGUCAAAUCUACGGAACAGCCAAGUUCUCUCACUAUUUCUCCCAAACAUGACCAAUCAGAAAUCUCUGAAAGCGAUUCAGAUGAUGAUAGUUGUAAGGAAAUGCCCACUCCAAGAAGAACGAUGUCCUACCACGACCCAUCUUCCCGUAAAUUGCCGGAAGUUUCUGAUAAGCAAAUUUCGGGUAAACCAAAAACCCCUGUUGAGAAUAUAACUGGACUAUCGCCUCAAAAGACAAUUGAUUCUGAAGAGACCAAGCCCUUUGAUGAAGUGAUGGCUACUCAAGAUUCACACAAAAACAGUGAACCUGUAGAAGUGCUCAAAACUACUGACAAACCAAAAUCGCCGGUUAGUGUUAAACCUACGGAACAACCAAGUUCUUUCACUAUUUUACCCGAACCUGAACAAUCAGAAAUCUCUGAAAGCGAAUCACACGAUGAUGGUAUUAAGGAAACGCCCGAUUCAAGAAACAAACUGUCCUUCCCCGACCCUUCUUCCCGUAAAUUGCCGGAAGUUUCUGAUAGAAAACUUUCUGACAAACCAAAAACACCUGUUGAGAGCAUUACUGGACUAUCUCUUCUAAAAACACUUGAUUCUGAAGAGACCAAGCCUUUCAAUGAAGUGAAGCCUACUCAAGAAUCACCCAAAGUUGGAGACCCAGGAGAAGUGCUUAAAACUACUGACACACCCAAAUCUCCUGCUAGUAUUAAACCUACGGAACAGCCAAGUUCUAUCACUAUUUAUCCCAAACAUGAACAAUCAGAAAUCUCUGACGGCGAAUCAGAUGAUGAAAGUAGCAAGGAAAUGUCCGAUCCAAGAAGAAAACUGUCCUUCCCCGACCCUCCUUCCCAUAAAUUGCCUGAAGUUUCUGAUAGGAAACUUUCUGACAAACCAAAAACCCCUCUUGAGAAUAUUACUGGACUAUCUCCUCUUAAGACACGCGAUUCUGAAGAGACCAAGCCCUUUGAUGAAGUGAAGCCUACUCAAGAUUCACCCAAAGACGGUGAGUCUGUAGAAGGGCUCAAAUCUACUGAGAAAACAAAAUCUCCGGCUAGUGUUAAACCUACGGAACAGCCAAGUUCUCUCACUAUUUCUUCCAAAUCUGAACAAUCAGAAAUCUCUGAAUCAGAUGAUGAGAGUAGCAAGGAAAUACCCGAUUCAGGAAGCAAACUGUUCUUCCACGACCCCUCUUCCCGUAAAUUGCCGGAAGUUUCUAAUAGAAAACUUUCUGAUAAACCAAAAACACCUGUUGAGAGCAUUACUGGACUAUCUCUUCUAAAAACGAUUGAUUCUGAAGAGACCAAGCCUUUAAAUGAAGUGAAGCCUACUCAAGAAUCACCCAAAGUUGGUGACCCAGGAGAAGUGCUUAAAACUACUGACACACCCAAAUCUCCUGCUAGUAUUAAACCUACGGAACAUCCAAGUUCUCUCACUAUUUAUCCCAAACAUGAACAAUCAGAAAUCUCUGACGGCGAAUCAGAUGAUGAAAGUAGCAAGGAAAUGUCCGAUCCAAGAAGAAAACUGUCCUUCCCCGACCCUCCUUCCCAUAAAUUGCCUGAAGUUUCUGAUAGGAAACUUUCUGACAAACCAAAAACCCCUCUUGAGAAUAUUACUGGACUAUCUCCUCUUAAGACACGCGAUUCUGAAGAGACCAAGCCCUUUGAUGAAGUGAAGCCUACUCAAGAUUCACCCAAAGACGGUGAGUCUGUAGAAGGGCUCAAAUCUACUGAGAAACCAAAAUCUCCGGCUAGUGUUAAACCUACGGAACAGCCAAGUUCUCUCACUAUUUCUUCCAAAUCUGAACAAUCAGAAAUCUCUGAAUCAGAUGAUGAGAGUAGCAAGGAAAUGCCCGAUCCAAGAAGUAAACUGUCCUUCCCCGACCCUUCUUCCCGUAAAUUGUCUGAAGUUUCUGAUAGGAAAUUUUCUGACAAACUAAAAACCCCUGUUGAAAAUAUUACUGGACUAUCUCCUCAAAAGACAUUUAUUUCUGAAGAGAUCAAUCCUUUUGAUGGAGCGAAGCCUACUCAAGAUUUACGCAAAGACGAUGAACCAGGAGAAGUGAUCCCAGUUUCUGACAAACGAAAAUCUACGGCUAGUAUUAAACCUACGGAACAGCCAAGUUCUCUAACUAUUUCUCCCAAAUCUGAACAAUCAGAAAUCUCGAAAGGCGAAUCAGAUGAUGAUAGUUGUAAGGAAAUGCCCGAUCCACGAAGAAAACUGUCCUUCUCCGACCCUUCUUCCCGUAAAUUGCCUGAAGUUUCUGAUAGGAAUAUUACUGACAAACCAAAACCCCAUGUUAAAAAUAUUACUGGACUAUCUCCUCAAAAGACGCUUGGUUCUGGAGAGAUCAAUCCUUUUGAUGAAGUGAAGCCUACUCAAGAUUCACCCAAAGACGGUGAACCAGGAGAAGUGCUCAAAACUACUGACAUACCAAAAUCUCCGGCUAGUGUUAAACCUACGGAACAGCCAAGUUCUCUCACUAUUUCUCCCAAAUCUGAACAAUCAGAAAUCUCUGAAUCAGAUGAUGAAAGUAGCAAGGAAAUGCCCGAUCCAAGAAGUAAACUGUCCUUCCCCGACCCUUCUUCCCGUAAAUUGUCUGAAGUUUCUGAUAGGAAAAUUUCUGACAAACCAAAAACCCCUGUUGAAAAUAUUACUGGACUAUCUCCUCAAAAGACAUUUAUUUCUGAAGAGAUCAAUCCUUUUGAUGAAGCGAAGCCUACUCAAGAUUUACCCAAAGACGAUGAACCAGGAGAAGUGAUCUCAGUUUCUGACAAACCAAAAUCUCCGGCUUGUGUUAAACCUACGGAACAGCCAAGUUCUCUCACUGUUUAUCCCAAAUCUGAACAAUCAGAAAUCUCAGAAGGCGAAUCAGAUGAUGAUAGUAGUAAGGACAUGCCCGAUUCAAGAAUAAAACUGUCCUUCCCCGACCCUUCUUCCCAUAAAUUGUCUGAAGUUUCUGAUAGGAAACUUUCUGACAAACCAAAAACCCCUGUUGAAAAUAUUACUGCACUAUCUCCACAAAAGACAUUUAUUUCUGAAGAGAUCAAUCCUUUUGAUGAAGCGAAGCCUACUCAAGAUUUACCCAAAGACGAUGAACCAGGAGAAGUGAUCACAGUUUCUGACAAACCAAAAUUUCCGGAUAGUGUUAAACCUACGGAACAGCCAAGUUCUCUCACUAUUUCUUCCAGACCUGAACAAUCACAAAUCUCUGCAGGUGAAUCAGAUGAUGAUAUUAGUAAGGAAAUACCCGAUCCAAGAAGCAAACUGUCCUUCCCCGAACCUCCUUCCCAUAAAUUGCCUGAAGUUUCUGAUAGGAAACUUUCUGACAAACCAAAAACCCCUGUUGAGAAUAUAACUGGACUAUCUCCUCAAAAGACAUUUGAUUCUGAAGAGACCAAGCCUUUUGAUGAAGUGAAGCCUACUCAAGAUUCACCCAAAGAUGGCGAGUCUGUAGAAGGGCUUAAAUCGUCUGACAAACCCAAAUCUCCUGCUAGUAUUAAACCUACGGAACAGCCAAGUUCUCUCACUAUUUCUCCCAAAUCUGAACAAUCAGAAAUCUCAGAAGGCGAAUCAGAUGAUGAUAGUAGUAAGGACAUGCCAGAUCCAAGAAGAAAACUGUCCUUCCCCGACCCUUCUUCCCGUAAAUUGUCUGAAGUUUCUGAUAGGAAAAUUUCUGACAAACCAAAAACCCCUGUUGAGAAUAUAACUGGACUAUCUCCUCAAAAGACAUUUGAUUCUGAAGAGACCAAGCCUUUUGAUGAAGUGAAGCCUACUCAAGAUUUACUCAAAGAUGAAAUCUCUGAAUCAGAUGAUGAAAGUAGCAAGAAAAUGUCCGAUCCAAGAAGUAAACUGUCCUUCCCGGACCCUUCUUCCCGUAAAUUGUCUGAAGUUUCUGAUAGGAAAAUUUCUGACAAACCAAAAACCCCUGUUGAAAAUAUUACUGCACUAUCUCCACAAAAGACAUUUAUUUCUGAAGAGAUCAGUCCUUUUGAUGAAGCGAAGCCUACUCAAGAUUUACCCAAAGACGAUGAACCAGGAGAAGUGAUCCCAGUUUCUGACAAACCAAAAUCUCCGGAUAGUGUUAAACCUACUGAACAGCCAAGUUCUCUCACUAUUUCUUCCAGACCUGAACAAUCACAAAUCUCUGCAGGUGAAUCAGAUGAUGAUAGUAGUAAGGAAAUACCCGAUCCAAGAAGCAAACUGUCCUUCCCCGAACCUUCUUCCCAUAAAUUGCCUGAAGUUUCUGAUAGGAAACUUUCUGACAAACCAAAAACCCCUGUUGAGAAUAUAACUGGACUAUCUCCUCAAAAGACAUUUGAUUCUGAAGAGACCAAGCCUUUUGAUGAAGUGAAGCCUACUCAAGAUUCACCCAAAGAUGGCGAGUCUGUAGAAGGGCUCAAAUCGUCUGACAAACCCAAAUCUCCUGCUAGUAUUAAACCUACGGAACAGCCAAGUUCUCUCACUAUUUCUCCCAAAUCUGAACAACCAGAAAUCUCUGAAUCAGAUGAUGAGAGUAGCAAGGAAAUGCCCGAUCCAAGAAGUAAACUGUCGUUCCCCGACCCUUCUUCCCGUAAAUUGUCUGAAGUUUCUGAUAGGAAAAUUUCUGACAAACCAAAAACCCCUGUUGAAAAUAUUACUGGACUAUCUCCUCAAAAGACAUUUAUUUCUGAAGAGAUCAAUCCUUUCGAUGAAGCGAAGCCUACUCAAGAUUUACCCAAAGACGAUGAACCAGGAGAAGUGCUCAAAACUACUGACAAACCAAAAUCUCCGGCUAGUGUUAAACCUACGGAACAGCCAAGUUCUCUCACUAUUUCUCCCAAAUCUGAACAAUCAGAAAUCUCUGAAUCAGAUGAUGAGAGUAGCAAGGAAAUGACUGAUCCAAGAAGUAAACUGUCCUUCCCCGACCCUUCUUCCCGUAAAUUGUCUGAUGUUUCUGAUAGGAAAAUUUCUGACAAACCAAAAACCCCUGUUGAAAAUAUUACUGGACUAUCUCCUCAAAAGACAUUUAUUUCUGAAGAGAUCAAUCCUUUUGAUGAAGCGAAGCCUACUCAAGAUUUACCCAAAGACGAUGAACCAGGAGAAGUGAUCUCAGUUUCUGACAAACCAAAAUCUAUGGCUAGUGUUAAACCUACGGAACAGCCAAGUUCUCUCAUUGUUUAUCCCAAAUCUGAACAAUCAGAAAUCUCAGAAGGCGAAUCAGAUGAUGAGAGUAGCAAGGAAAUGCCCGAUCCAAGAAGAAAAGUGUCCUUCCCCGACCCUCCUUCCCAUAAAUUGCCUGAAGUUUUUGAUAGGAAAAUUUCUGACAAACCAAAAACCCCUGUUGAAAAUAUUACUGCACUAUCUCCUCAAAAGACAUUUAUUUCUGAAGAGAUCAAUCCUUUUGAAGAAGCGAAGCCUACUCAAGAUUUACCCAAAGACGAUGAACCAGGAGAAAUGAUCCCAGUUUCUGACAAACCAAAAUCUAUGGCUAGUGUUAAACCUACAGAACAGCCAAGUUCUCUCACUAUUUAUCCCAAAUCUGAACAAUCAGAAAUCUCAGAAGGCGAAUCAGAUGAAGAUAGUAGCAAGAAAAUGUCCGAUCCAAGAAGUAAACUGUCCUUCGCGGACCCUUCUUCCCGUAAAUUGUUUGAAGUUUCUGAUAGGAAAAUUUCUGACAAACCAAAAACCCCUGUUGAGAAUAUAACUGGACUAUCUCCUCAAAAGACAUUUGAUUCUGAAGAGACCAAGCCUUUUGAUGAAGUGAAGCCUACUCAAGAUUUACUCAAAGAUGGUGAGUCUGUAGAAGGGCUCAAAUCGUCUGACAAACCCAAAUCUCCUGCUAGUAUUAAACCUACGGAACAGCCAAGUUCUCUCACUAUUUCUCCCAAACAUGAACAAUCAGAAAUCUCUGAAUCAGAUGAUGAGAGUAGCAAGGACAUGCCCGAUUCAAGAAUAAAACUGUCCUUCCCCGAACCUUCUUCCCGUAAAUUGUCUGAAGUUUCUGAUAGGAAAAUUUCUGACAAACCAAAAACCCCUGUUGAAAAUAUUACUGCACUAUCUCCACAAAAGACAUUUAUUUCUGAAGAGAUCAGUCCUUUUGAUGAAGCGAAGCCUACUCAAGAUUUACCCAAAGACGAUGAACCAGGAGAAGUGAUCCCAGUUUCUGACAAACCAAAAUCUCCGGAUAGUGUUAAACCUACUGAACAGCCAAGUUCUCUCACUAUUUCUUCCAGACCUGAACAAUCACAAAUCUCUGCAGGUGAAUCAGAUGAUGAUAGUAGUAAGGAAAUACCCGAUCCAAGAAGCAAACUGUCCUUCCCCGAACCUCCUUCCCAUAAAUUGCCUGAAGUUUCUGAUAGGAAACUUUCUGACAAACCAAAAACCCCUGUUGAGAAUAUAACUGGACUAUCUCCUCAAAAGAUAUUUGAUUCUGAAGAGACCAAGCCUUUUGAUGAAGUGAAGCCUACUCAAGAUUCACCCAAAGAUGGCGAGUCUGUAGAAGGGCUCAAAUCGUCUGACAAACCCAAAUCUCCUGCUAGUAUUAAACCUACGGAACAGCCAAGUUCUCUCACUAUUUCUCCCAAACAUGAACAAUCAGAAAUCUCUGAAUCAGAUGAUGAGAGUAGCAAGGAAAUGCCCGAUCCAAGAAGUAAACUGUCGUUCCCCGACCCUUCUUCCCGUAAAUUGUCUGAAGUUUCUGAUAGGAAAAUUUCUGACAAACCAAAAACCCCUGUUGAAAAUAUUACUGGACUAUCUCCUCAAAAGACAUUUAUUUCUGAAGAGAUCAAUCCUUUCGAUGAAGCGAAGCCUACUCAAGAUUUACCCAAAGACGAUGAACCAGGAGAAGUGCUCAAAACUACUGACAAACCAAAAUCUCCGGCUAGUGUUAAACCUACGGAACAGCCAAGUUCUCUCACUAUUUCUCCCAAAUCUGAACAAUCAGAAAUCUCUGAAUCAGAUGAUGAGAGUAGCAAGGAAAUGACUGAUCCAAGAAGUAAACUGUCCUUCCCCGACCCUCCUUCCCAUAAAUUGUCUGAUGUUUCUGAUAGGAAAAUUUCUGACAAACCAAAAACCCCUGUUGAAAAUAUUACUGGACUAUCUCCUCAAAAGACAUUUAUUUCUGAAGAGAUCAAUCCUUUUGAUGAAGCGAAGCCUACUCAAGAUUUACCCAAAGACGAUGAACCAGGAGAAGUGAUCUCAGUUUCUGACAAACCAAAAUCUAUGGCUAGUGUUAAACCUACGGAACAGCCAAGUUCUCUCACUAUUUUUUCCAGACCUGAACAAUCACAAAUCUCUGCAGGUGAAUCAGAUGAUGAGAGUAGUAAGGAAAUAGCCGAUCCAAGAAGCAAACUGUCCUUCCCCGAACCUCCUUCCCAUAAAUUGCCUGAUGUUUCUGAUGGGAAACUUUCUGACAAACUAAAAACCCCUGUUGAGAAUAUAACUGGACUAUCUCCUCAAAAGACAUUUGAUUCUGAAGAGACCAAGCGCUUUGAUGAAGUGAAGCCUACCCAAGAUUCACCCAAAGAUGGCGAGUCUGUAAAAGAGCUCAAAACGUCUGACAAACCAAAAUCUCCUGCUAGUAUUAAACCUACGGAACAGCCAAGUUCUCUCACCAUUUCUCCCAAACAUGAACAAUCAGAAAUCUCUGAAAGCAAAUCAGAUGAUGAUGGUAGUAAGAAACUGCCCGAUCCAAGAAGAAAACUGUCCUUCCCCGACCCUUCUUCCCAUAAAUUGUCUGAAGUUUCUGAUUGGAAAUUAUUUCGAAUUAUUUCUGAAGAGAUCAAUCCUUUUGAUGAAGUGAAGCCUACUCAAGAUUCACCCAAAGACGGUGAACCAGGAGAAGUGCUCAAAACUACUGACAAACCAAAAUCUCCGGCUAGUGUUAAACCUACGGAACAGCCAAGUUCUCUCAUUAUUUCUCCCAAAUCUGAACAAUCAGAUGAUGAGAGUAGCAAGGAAAUGCCCGAUCCAAGAAGUAAACUGUCCUUCCCCGACCCUUCUUCCCGUAAAUUGUCUGAAGUUUCUGAUAGGAAAAUUUCUGACAAACCAAAAACCCCUGUUGAAAAUAUUACUGGACUAUCUCCUCAAAAGACAUUUAUUUCUGAAGAGAUCAAUCCUUUUGAUGAAGCGAAGCCUACUCAAGAUCUACCCAAAGACGAUGAACCAGGAGAAGUGAUCCCAGUUUCUGACAAACCAAAAUCUAUGGCUAGUGUUAAACCUACGGAACAGCCAAGUUCUCUCACUGUUUAUCCCAAAUCUAAACAAUCAGAAGUCUCAGAAGGCGAAUCAGAUGAAGAUAGUAGUAAUUACAUGCCCGAUCCAAGAAGCAAACUGUCCUUCCCCGACCCUUCUUCCCAUAAAUUGUCUGAAGUUUCUGAUAGGAAACUUUCUGACAAACCAAAAACCCCUGUUGAAAAUAUUACUGCACUAUCUCCUCAAAAGACAUUUAUUUCUGAAGAGAUCAAUCCUUUUGAUGAAGCGAAGCCUACUCAAGAUUUACCCAAAGACGAAGAACCAGGAGAAGUGAUCACAGUUUCUGACAAACCAAAAUCUCCGGAUAGUGUUAAACUUACGGAACAGUCAAAUUCUCUCACUAUUUCUUCCAGACCUGAACAAUCACAAAUCUCUGCAGGUGAAUCAGAUGAUGAUAGUAGUAAGGAAAUACCCGAUCCAAGAAGCAGACUGUCCUUCCCCGAACCUCCUGCCCAUAAAUUGCCUGAAGUUUCCGAUAGGAAACUUUCUGAAAAACCAAAAACCCCUGUUGAGAAUAUAACUGGACUAUCUCCUCAAAAGACAUUUGAUUCUGAAGAGACCAAGCCUUUUGAUGAAGUGAAGCCUACUCAAGAUUUACUCAAAGAUGGCGAGUCUGUAGAAGGGCUCAAAUCGCCUGACAAACCCAAAUCUCCUGCUAGUAUUAAACCUACGGAACAGCCAAGUUUUCUCACUAUUUCUCCCAAACAUGAACAAUCAGAAAUCUCUGAAUCAGAUGAUGAGAGUAGCAAGGAAAUGCCCGAUCCAAGAAGAAAACUGUCCUUCUUCGACCCUCAUUCCCAUAAAUUGCCUGAAGUUUCUGAUAGGAAAAUUACUGACAAACCAAAAACCCAUGUUAAAAAUAUUACUGGACUAUCUCCUCAAAAGACACUUGGUUCUGGAGAGAUCAAUCCUUUUGAUGAAGCGAAGCCUACUCAAGAUUUACCCAAAGACGAUGAACCAGGAGAAGUGAUCCCAGAUUCUGACAAACCAAAAUCUAUGGCUAGUGUUAAACCUACGGAACAGCCAAGUUCUCUCACUGUUUAUCCCAAAUCUGAACAAUCAGAAAUCUCAGAAGGCGAAUCAGAUGAUGAGAGUAGUAAGGACAUGCCCUAUCCAAGAAGAAAACUGUCCUUCCCCGACCCUUCUUCCCAUAAAUUGUCUGAAGUUUUUGAUAGGAAACUUUCUGACAAACCAAAAACCCCUGUUGAAAAUAUUACUGCACUAUCUCCUCAAAAGACAUUUAUUUCUGAAGAGAUCAAUCCUUUUGAUGAAGUGAAGCCUACUCAAGAUUCACCCAAAGACGGUGAACCAGGAGAAGUGCUCAAAACUACUGACAAACCAAAAUCUCCGGCUAGUGUUAAACCUACGGAACAGCCAAGUUCUCUCACUAUUUCUCCCAAAUCUGAACAAUCAGAAAUCUCUGAAUCAGAUGAUAAGAGUAGCAAGGAAAUGCCCGAUCCAAGAAGUAAACUGUCCUUCCCCGACCCUUCUUCCCGUAAAUUGUCUGAAGUUUCUGAUAGGAAACUUUCUGACAAACCAAAAACCCCUGUUGAAAAUAUUACUGGACUAUCUCCUCAAAAGACAUUUAUUUCUGAAGAGAUCAAUCCUUUUGAUGAAGCGAAGCCUACUCAAGAUUUACCCAAAGACGAUGAACCAGGAGAAGUGAUCUCAGUUUCUGACAAACCAAAAUCUCCGGCUUGUGUUAAACCUACGGAACAGCCAAGUUCUCUCACUGUUUAUCCCAAAUCUGAACAAUCAGAAAUCUCAGAAGGCGAAUCAGAUGAUGAUAGCAGUAAGGACAUGCCCGAUUCAAGAAUAAAACUGUCCUUCCCCGACCCUUCUUCCCAUAAAUUGUCUGAAGUUUCUGAUAGGAAACUUUCUGACAAACCAAAAACCCCUGUUGAAAAUAUUACUGCACUAUCUCCACAAAAGACAUUUAUUUCUGAAGAGAUCAAUCCUUUUGAUGAAGCGAAGCCUACUCAAGAUUUACCCAAAGACGAAGAACCAGGAGAAGUGAUCACAGUUUCUGACAAACCAAAAUCUCCGGAUAGUGUUAAACCUACGGAACAGUCAAAUUCUCUCACUAUUUCUUCCAGACCUGAACAAUCACAAAUCUCUGCAGGUGAAUCAGAUGAUGAUAGUAGUAAGGAAAUACCCGAUCCAAGAAGCAGACUGUCCUUCCCCGAACCUCCUGCCCAUAAAUUGCCUGAAGUUUCCGAUAGGAAACUUUCUGAAAAACCAAAAACCCCUGUUGAGAAUAUAACUGGACUAUCUCCUCAAAAGACAUUUGAUUCUGAAGAGACCAAGCCUUUUGAUGAAGUGAAGCCUACUCAAGAUUUACUCAAAGAUGGCGAGUCUGUAGAAGGGCUCAAAUCGCCUGACAAACCCAAAUCUCCUGCUAGUAUUAAACCUACGGAACAGCCAAGUUUUCUCACUAUUUCUCCCAAACAUGAACAAUCAGAAAUCUCUGAAUCAGAUGAUGAGAGUAGCAAGGAAAUGCCCGAUCCAAGAAGAAAACUGUCCUUCUUCGACCCUCAUUCCCAUAAAUUGCCUGAAGUUUCUGAUAGGAAAAUUACUGACAAACCAAAAACCCAUGUUAAAAAUAUUACUGGACUAUCUCCUCAAAAGACACUUGGUUCUGGAGAGAUCAAUCCUUUUGAUGAAGCGAAGCCUACUCAAGAUUUACCCAAAGACGAUGAACCAGGAGAAAUGAUCCCAGUUUCUGACAAACCAAAAUCUCCGGCUAGCGUUAAACCUGCGCAACAGCUAAGUUCUCUCACUAUUUCUCCCAAACCUGAACAAUCACAAAUCUCUGAAAGCGAAUCAGAUGAUGAUAGUAGUAACGAAAUGCUCGAUCCAAGAAGAAAACUGUCCUUCCCCGACCCUCCUUCCCAUAAAUUGCCUGAAGUUUCUGAUAGGAAACUUUCUGACAAAUCAGAAACCCAUGUUAAAAAUAUUACUGGACUAUCUCCUCAAAAGACACUUGGACCUGGAGAGAUUAAUCCUUUUGAUGAAGUGAGGCUUACUCAGGAUUCACCCAAAGACGAUGAACCAAGAGAAUUGCUCAAAACUACUGACAAACAAAAAUCUCCGUCUAGCGUUAAACCUGCGGAUCAGCCAAGUUCUCUCACUAUUUCUCCCAAACCUGAACAAUCACAAAUCUCUGAAAGCGAAUCAGAUGAUGAUAGUAGUAACGAAAUGCUCGAUCCAAGAAGAAAACUGUCCUUCCCCGACCCCCCUUCCCAUAAAUUGCCUGAAGUUUCUGAUAGGAAACUUUCUGACAAACCAAAAUCCACUGUUAAAAAUAUUAGUGGACUAUCUCCUCAAAAGACACUUGAUUCUGAAGAGACCAAGCCUUUUGAUGAAGUGAAGCCUACCCAAGAUUCACCCAAAUACGGUGAACCAGGAGAAGUGCUCAAAAUUACUGACAAACCAAAAUCUCCGGCUAGUGUUAACCCUACGCAACAGCCAAGUUCACUCACUAUUUCUCCCAGACCUGAACAAUCAGAAAUCUCUGCAGGUGAAUCAGAUGAUGAUAGUAGUAAGGAAAUACCCAAUCCAAGAAGUAAACUGUCCUUCCCGGACCCUUCUUCCCAUAAAUUGCCUGAAGUUUCUGAUGGGAAACUUUCUGACAAACCAAAAACCACUGUUGAAAAUAUUACUGGACUAUCUCCUCAAAGGACACUUGAUUCUGAAGAGACUAAGCCCUUUGAUGAGGUGAAGCCUACUCAAGAUUCACCGAAGGACGGCGAGUCUGUAGAAGGGCUCAAAUCGACUGACAAACCAAAUUCUGCGGCUAGUGGUAAACCUACGGAACAGCCAAGUUCUCUCACUAUAUCUCCCAGACCUGAACAAACAGAAAUCUCUGAAGGUGAAUCAGAUGAUGAUAGUAGUAAGGAAAUACCCGAUCCAAGAAGUAAACUGUUCUUCCCGGACCCUUCUUCCCAUAAAUUGCUUGAAGUUUCUGAUGGGAAACUUUCUGACAAACCAAAAACCACUGUUGAAAAUAUUACUGGACUAUCUCCUCAAAAGACAUUUAUUUCUGAAGAGAUCAAUCCUUUUGAUGAAGUGAAGCCUACUCAAGAUUCACCCAAAGACGAUGAACCAGGAGAAGUGGUUACAGUUUCUGACAAACCAAAAUCUCCGGCUAGUGUUAAACCUACGGAACAGCCAAGUUCUCUCACUAUUUCUUCCAGAUCUGAAAAAUCAGAAAUCUCUGCAGGUGAAUCAGAUGAUGAUAGUAGUAAGGAAAUACCCGAUCCAAGAAGCAAACUGUCCUUCCCCGAACCUCCUUCCCAUAAAUUGCCUGAAGUUUCUGAUAGGAAACUUUCUGACAAACCAAAAACCCCUGUUGAGAAUGUAACUGGACUAUCUCCUCAAAAGACAUUUGAUUCUGAAGAGACCAAGCCUUUUGAUGAAGUGAAGCCUAGUCAAGAUUCACCCAAAGAUGGCAAGUGUGUAGAAGGGCUCAAAUCGUCUGACAAACCCAAAUCUCCUGCUAAUGUUAAACCUACGGAACAGCCAAGUUCUCUCACUUUUUCUCCCAAAUCUGAACAAUCAGAAAUCUCUGAAUCAGAUGAGGAGAGUAGCAAGGAAAUGCCCGAUCCAAAAAGAAAAGUGUCCUUCCCCGACCCUCCUUCCCAUAAAUUGCCUGAAGUUUCUGAUAGGAAAAUUAUUGACAAACCAAAAACCCAUGUUAAAAAUAUUACUGGAAUAUCUCCUCGAAAGACAUUUGAUUCUGAAGAGACCAAUCCCUUUGAUGAGAUGAAGCCUACUAAAGAUUCACCCAAAGAUGGCGAGUCUGUAAAAGGGCUCAAAUCGUCUGACAAACCAAAAUCUCCUGCUAGUAUUAAACCUACGGAACAGCCAAGUUCUCUCACUAUUUCUCCCAAAUCUAAACAAUCAGAAAUCUCUGAAUCAGAUGAUGAGAGUAGCAAGGAAAUGCCCGAUCCAAGAAGAAAACUGUCCUUCCCCGACCCUCCUUCCCAUAAAUUGCCUGAAGUUUCUGAUAGGAAAAUUACUGACAAACCGAAACCCCAUGUUAAAAAUAUUACUGGACUAUCUCCUCAAAAGACACUUGAUUCUGAAGAGACCAAGCCUUUUGAUGAAGUGAAGCCUACCCAAGAUUCACCCAAAUACGGUGAACCAGGAGAAGUGAUCACAGUUUCUGACAAACCAAACUCUCCGGCUAGUGUUAACCCUACGCAACAGCCAAGUUCACUCACUAUUUCUCCCAGACCUGAACAAUUAGAUUUCUCUGAAAGCGAAUCAGAAGAUGUUAGUAGUAAGGAAAUGCUCGAUUCUAGUACUAAACUGUCCUUCCCCGUUCCUUCUUCCCAUAAAUUGCCUGAAGUUUCUGAUAGGAAACUUUUUGACAAACCAGAAACCCCUUUUGAAAACAUAACCGGAUUAACUCCUCAAAAGACACUUGGUUCUGAAAAGACCAAGCCUUUUGAUGAAGUGAAGCCUACUCAAGAUUCACCCAAAUACGGUGAACCAGGAGAAGUAAUCACAGUUUCUGACAAACCAAAAUCUCCGGCUAGUGUUAAACCUACGGGACAACCAAGUUCUUUCGCUAUUCGUCCCAAACCUGAACAAUCAAAAAUCUCCGAAAGCGAAUCAGAUUAUGAUAGUAGUAAGGGACUGCUCGAUCCAAGAAGAAAACUGUCCUUCCCCGACCCUUCUCCUCAUAAAUUACCUGAAGUUUCUGAAAAAUCAAAAACCACUGUUGAGAAUAUUACUGGACUAUCGCAUCAAAAGUCACUUGAUUAUGAAGACAUCAAGCCUUAUGAUGUAGUGAAGCCUAUUCAAGAUUCACCCAAAGAUGGUGAACCAGGAGAAGUGAUCACAGUUUCUGACAAACUAAAAUCUCCGGCUAGUGUUAAACCUGCGGAACAUCCAAGCUCUCUCACUAUUUCUCCCAAACCUGAACAAUCAGAAAUCUCUGAAAGCGAAUCAGAUGAUGAUGGUAGUAAGAAACUGCCCGAUCCAAGAAGAAAACUGACCUCCUCCGACCCUUCUUCCUAUCAAUUGCCUGAAGUUUCUGAUAGGAAUAUUUCUGACAAACCAAAAACCCCUGUUGAGAAUAGUACUGGACUAUCUCCUCAGGAAACACUUGAUUCUGAAGAGACCAAGCCUUUUGAUGAAGUAAAGCCUACUAUUGGAUCACCCAAAGACGGUGAGUCUGUAGGAGGGCUCAAAAUUACUAACAAACCAAAAUCUCCGACUGGUUUUAAACCUACGGAACAUCCAAGUUCUCUCACUAUUUCUCCCAAACCUGAACAAUUAAAAAUCUCUGAGAGCGAAUCAGAUGAUGAUGGUAGUAAGAAACUGCCCGAUCUAAGAAGAAAACUGUCCUUCCCCGAUCCCUCUUCCCAUAAAUUGCCUGAAGUUUCUGAUAGGAAACUUUCUGACAAACCAAAAACCCCUGUUGAAUAUUGUACUGGACUAUCUCCUCAAAAGACAUUUAUUUCUGAAGAGACCAAGCCUUUUGAUGAAGUGAAGCCUAAACAAGAUUCACCUAAAUACGAUGAACCAGGAGAAGUGCUCAAAACUAUUGACAAACCAAAAUCUCCGGCUAGUGUUAACCCUACGCAACAGCCAAUUUCACUCAUUAUUUCUCCCAGACCUGAACAAUCAGAAAUUUCUGAAGUCGAAUCAGAUGAUGAUAGUAGUAAGAAAAUGCUCGAUCAAAGAAGUAAACUGUCCUUCCCCAUUCCUUCUUCCCAUAAAUUGCCUCAAGAUUCUGAUAGGAAACUUUCUGACAAACCAAAAAUGCCUGUUGAAUAUAUUUCUGGAUUAUCUCCUCAAAAGACACUUGAUUCUGAAGAGACCAAGCCUUUUGAUGAAGUGAAGCCUACUCAAGAUUCACCCAAAUACGGUGAACCAGGAGAAGUGAUCACAGUUGCUGACAAACCAAAAUCUCCGGCUAGUGUUAACCCCACGCAACAGCCAAGUUCACUCACUAUUUCUCCCAGACCUGAGCAAUCAGAUUACUCUGAAGGCGAAUCAGAAGAUGAUAGUAGUAAAGAAAUGCCCGAUCCUAGAAGUAAACUGUCCUUCCCCAUUCCUUCUUCACAUAAAUUACCUGAAGUGUCUGACAAACCAAAAACCACUGCUGAGAAUAUUACUGGACUAUCGCCUCAAAAUACACUUGAUUAUGAAGACACCAAGCCUUAUGAUGUAGUGAAGCCUACUCAAGAUUCAUCCAAAGAUAGUGAACCAGGAGAAGUGAUCACAGUUUCUGACAAACCAAAAUCUCCGGCUAGCGUUAACCCUACGCAACAGCCAAGUUCACUCACUAUUUCUCCCAGACCUGAACAAUCAGAAAUUUCUGAGGGCGAAUCAGAAGAUGAUAGUAGUAAAGAAAUGCCCGAUCCUAGAAGUAAACUGUCCUUCCCCGUUCCUUCUUCACAUAAAUUACCUGAAGUGUCUGACAAACCAAAAAGCACUGCUGAGAAUAUUACUGGAUUAUCUCCGCAAAAGACACUUGGUUCUGAAGAGACCAAGUCUUUUGAUGCAGUGAAGCCUUCUAAAGAUUCGCCCAAAGACGGUGAACCAGGAGAAGUGAUCACAGUUUCUGACAAACCAAACUCUCCGGCUAGUGUUAACCCUAUGCAACAGCCGAGUUCACUCACUAUUUCUCCCAGACCUGAACAAUCAGAAAUUUCUGAGGGCGAAUCAGAAGAUGAUAGUAGUAAAGAAAUGCCCGAUCCUAGAAGUAAAUUGUCCUUCCCCGACCCUUCUUCCCAUAAAUUACCAGAAGUUUCUGACAAAUCAAAAACCACUGUUGAGAUUAUUACUGGACUAUCGCCUCAAAAGACACUUGAUUAUGAAGAUACCAAGCCUUAUGAUGUAGUGAAGCCUAUUCAAGAUUCAUCCAAAGAUGGUGAACCAGGAGAAGUGAUCAUAGUUUCUGACAAACUAAAAUCUCCGGCUAGUAUUAAACCUACGGAACAGCCAAGUUCUCUCAUUAUUUCUCCCAAACCCGAACAAUCAGAAAGCUCCGAAGGCGAAUCAGAUGAUGAAAGUAGUAAGGAACUGCUCGAUCCAAGAAGAAAACUGUCCUUCCCCGAUCCUUCUUCUCAAAAAUUACCUGAAGUUUCUGAAAAAUCAAAAACCUCUGUUGAGAAUAUUACUGGACUAUCGCCUCAAAAGACACUUGAUUAUGAAGACACCAAACCUUAUGAUGUAGUGAAGCCUAUUCAAGAUUCACCCAAAGAAGGUGAACCAGGAGAAGUGAUCACAGUUUCUGGCAAACUAAAAUCUCCGGCUAGUGUUAAACCUGUGGAACAUCCAAGUUCUCUCACUAUUUCUCCCAAACCUGAACAAUCAGAAAUCUCUGAAAGCGAAUCAGAUGAUGAUGGUAGUAAGAAACUGCCCGAUCCAAGAAGAAAACUGUCCUUCCCCGACCUCUCUUCCCAUAAAUUGCCUGGAGUAUCUGAUAGGAAACUUUCUGGCAAACCAAAAACCCCUGUUGAGUAUAUGACUGGAUUAUCUCCGCAAAAGACACUUGGUUCUGAAGAGACCAAGCCUUUUGAUGCAGUGAAGCCUUCUAAAGACUCACCCAAAGAUGGUGAACCAGGAGAAGUGAUCACAGUUUCUGACAAACCGAAAUCACCGGCUAGUAUUAAACCUACGGAACAGCCAAGUUCUCUCACUAUUUCUCCCAAACCUGAACAAUCAGAAAACUCCGAAGGCGAAUCAGAUGAUGAUAGUAGUAAGGAACUGCUCGAUCCAAGAAGAAAACUGACCUCCUCCGACCCUUCUUCCUAUCAAUUGCCUGAAGUUUCUGAUAGGAAACUUUCUGACAAACCAAAAACCCCUGUUGAGAAUAGCACUGGACUAUCUCCUCAGGAAACACUUGGUUCUGAAGAGACCAAGCCUUUUGAUACAGUAAAGCCUACUCAAGAUUCACCCAAAGACGGUGAACCUGGAGAAGUGCUCCAUACUACUGACAAACCAAUACCUCCAGCUAGUCUUAAAACUACAAAACAGCCAAGUUCACUCACUAUUUCUCCCAAACCUGAACAAUCAGAAAACUCCGAAGGCGAAUCAGAUGAUGAUAGUAGUAAGGAAAUGCCCGAUCCAAGAAGAAAACUGUCCUUCCCCGACCCCUCUUCCCAUAAAUUGCCUGAAGUUUCUGAUAGGAAACUUUCUGACAAACCAGAAACGACUGUUGAAAAUAUGACUGGAUUAUCUUCGCAAAAGACACUUGGUUCUGAAGAGACUAAGCCUUUUGAUGCAGUAAAUCCUACUCAAGACUCACCCAAAGACGGCGAACCAAGAGGAGUGCUCAAAACUACUGACAAACUAAAGUCUCUGGCUAGUGUUAAACCUACGGAACAGCCAAGUUCUCUCACUGUUUCUCCCAUACUUGAACAAUCAGAAAUUUUCGAAAGCGAAUCAGAUGAUGAUAGUAGUAAGGAAAUGCCCGAUCUAAGAAGAAAACUGUCCUUGCCCCACCCUUCUUCCCAUAAAUUGCCUGAAGUUUCUGAUAGGAAACUUUCUGACAAACAAAAAACCCCUGUUGAGUAUAGUACUGGACUAUCUCCUCAAACGACACUUGGUUCUGAAGAGACCAAGCCUUUUGAUGAAGUGAAGCCUACUGCUGGAUCACUCAGAGACAGUGAGUCUGAAGAAGGGCUCAAAACUACUGACAAACCAAAAUCUCCGGCUAGUGUUAAGCCAACGGGAUAUCCAAGUUCCCUCACUAUUUCUCCCAAACCUGAUCAAUCAGAAAUCUCUGAAAGCGAAUCGGAUGAUGAUAGAAGUAACGACAUGCACGAUCCAAAAAGAAAACUGUCCUUGCCCGACCCUUCUUCCCAUAAAUUGCCUGAAGUUUCUGAUAGGAAACUUUCUGACAAACCAAAAACCCCUGUUGAGAAUAUUACUGGACUAUCUCCUCAAACGACACUUGAUACUGAAGAGACCAAGCCUUUUGAUGCAGUGAAGCCUAUUAAAGAUUCACCCAAAGAUGGUGAACCAAGAGGAGUGCUCAAAUUUACUAACGAACUGAAAUCUCCGGCUAGUCUUAAACCUACGAAACAGCCAAGUUCUCUCACUAUUUCUACCAAACUUGGACAAUCAGAAAUCUCUGAAGGCGAAUCAGAUGAUGAUAGUAGUAAGGAAAUGCCCGAUCGAAAAAGAAAACUGUCCUUCCCCGACCUUUCUUCCCAUAAAUUGCCUGAAGUUUCUGAUAGGAAACUUUCUGACAAACCAAGAACGCCUGUUGAAAAUAUUACUGGACUAUCUCCUCAAAAGACACUUGAUUCUGAAGAGACCAAGCCUUUUGAUGAAGUGAAGCUUACUGAUGGAUCACCGAAGGACUGUGAGUCUGUAGAAAUGCUCAAAACUACUGACGAACCAAAAUCUCCGACUGGUGUUAUACCUACGGAAAAGCCAAGUUCUCUCACUAUUUCUCCCAAACCUGAACAAUCAGAAAUCUCUGAAAGCGAAUCAGAUUAUGAUGGUAGUAAGAAACUGCCCGAUCCAGGAACAAAACUGUCUUUCCCCGAUCCUUCUUCCUAUAAAUUUCUUGAAGUUUCUGAUAUGAAGCUUUCUGACAAACCAAAAACGACUGUUGAAUAUAUGACUGGACUAUCUCCUCAGGAAACACUUGAUUCUGAAGAGACAAAGCCUUUUGAUGCAGUGAAGCCUAUUAAAGAUUCACCCAAAGAUGGUGAACCAAGAGGAGUGCUCAAAUUAACUGACGAACUAAAAUCUCCGGGCAGUGUUAAACCUACGAAACAGCCAAAAUCUCUCACUACUUCUCCCAAACCUGAACAAUCAGAAAUCUCUGAAAGCGAAUCAGAUGAUGAUAGUAGUAAGGAAAUGCCCGAUCGAAGAAGCCUGAACAAUAAGAAAAAAAUAUCUGUAGGCGAAUCAGAUGAUGAUAGUAGUAAGGAAAUGACCGAUCCUAGAAGCAAACUGUCCUUCCCCGACCCUUCCUCCCAUAAAUUGCCUGAAGUUUCUGAUAGGAAACUUUCUGACAAACAAAAAACCCCUGUUGAGAACACUACUGGACUAUCUCGUCAAACGACACUUGAUUUUGAAGAGACCAAGCCUUUUGAUGCAGUGAAGCCUACUCAAGAUUCACCCAAAGAUGGCGAGUCUGUAAAAGGGCUCAAAUCGUCUGACAAACCAAAAUCUCCUGCUAGUAUUAAACCUACGGAACAGCCAAGUUCUCUCACUAUUUCUCCCAAACAUGAGCAAUCAGAAAUCUCUGAAUCAGAUGAGGAGAGUAGCAAGGAAAUGCCCGAUCCAAAAAGAAAAGUGUCCUUCCCCGACCCUCCUUCCCAUAAAUUGCCUGAAGUUUCUGAUAGGAAAAUUAUUGACAAACCAAAAACCCAUGUUAAAAAUAUUACUGGAAUAUCUCCUCGAAAGACAUUUGAUUCUGAAGAGACCAAUCCCUUUGAUGAGAUGAAGCCUACUCAAGAUUCACCGAAGGACGGCGAAAAUCUCUGA
This is a messenger RNA of Stomoxys calcitrans (stable fly), 24897 nucleotides long. RefSeq names its product titin-like. The record is from RefSeq and is a predicted model, not a curated record. The coding region runs from base 1 to 24897 and encodes 8298 amino acids. NCBI's taxonomy places the organism in Eukaryota, Metazoa, Arthropoda, Insecta, Diptera, Muscidae. The transcript is spliced from 3 exons.